Lemur catta (Ring-tailed lemur) is the source of this 3031-nucleotide messenger RNA. RefSeq names its product CDC42 small effector 1 (gene CDC42SE1). The record is from RefSeq and is a predicted model, not a curated record. NCBI's taxonomy places the organism in Eukaryota, Metazoa, Chordata, Mammalia, Primates, Lemuridae. The transcript is spliced from 5 exons. Gene Ontology annotation, biological process: regulation of Rho protein signal transduction. Bases 458 to 697 code for a protein of 79 amino acids. Gene Ontology annotation, molecular function: small GTPase binding. Gene Ontology annotation, cellular component: plasma membrane.
UCCGAGCCGGACGGGUUUCGUAAUCGCGUCGCUGCCGCUUCCGCCCUCCGCCAGCCCCACCUCUGCCGGCCCGCCCUCGCUCCCCCACCGCGCCGAGGAGCUAGCCGGGGAACCCCUCACCGGCGGCCCCGGAGCCGGACACCCCCGCCCCCCACCAGCUGUAGGUGGACGCCUUGAUGCCGGAGAAGAGCAGGGUUGCAACUCUGAGGAAGACAUAACCUUGUGCCUGCCUGCCCACUUCUCUGUCUCUGGCCCUGUUAAUCUCUCAGGAUCUGAGACGCUGACCUUCAUUGUUCAGCAAAGAGUUCUGAAGAUUCUACUUUCUCUAGACCCAUCCAGCUGAAAGAACCCAGGGUGUUGUUACGACUUAGAAGAGUGAGGAGUGGGUGGUCAAGGCACCAGAGCAAGAGCCCUCUGGGGCCCAGACAGAGGAGUGAAGCUGGAACCAUCAGGGAACAUGAGUGAAUUUUGGCACAAACUGGGCUGCUGUGUGGUAGAGAAACCCCAGCCGAAGAAGAAGAGAAGACGGAUUGACCGGACCAUGAUUGGGGAACCAAUGAAUUUUGUCCACCUGACUCACAUUGGCUCUGGGGAGAUGGGGGCCGGAGAUGGACUCGCCAUGACAGGUGCAGUUCAGGAGCAGAUGAGGUCCAAGGGAAACCGAGACAGGCCAUGGAGUAAUUCUCGGGGCUUGUAGCUCCAACAGGAAUGGUUUUGCUGUCUUGAAGCCCCCAUUCUGUGUUCAGCCUAGAAGAAAUGCUGCCCCCACCAGAUGCCUCCUAGAACCAGUGACCCAAGGGCCCCUCUUUUCCCUAUCUGCCUAACAGUGCCUCAAAAGGCUUAGGGGGCUGGACUCCCUCUACUCCCUCUGGCUGUAGCCCCUCCUGGAGAUGGGGUCAAGGCAGCAGGACUGACCAAGUGACUACUGGUUGGCCAGAGGCAUUCAGCCGAAACCGUGGACAUCCUCAGAUCUGAGAUAGGAGUUCUGGGAGCCUGGAAUGAGUUCCCUUUUCCUGAAUGAUGGUCUGGGUACCACUUAUUUUUAAACUCUUAACCUGGAACUCCUUAAAUGGGGUAGGUGGGUGACAUAACCAAAGCUGAUGCCAGUUUUGCCAAGAAGCUCCCUACCUCCCUGCCUUUCUCCUCUUUCUUCCUGGAAUGAACUAAAGCAGAUGUUAAGCCGAGCAGGUGACUACUGCCUAGCCUACUCUUUUUCUUUAGAUUUCAGACCUUAAGCUCACAGCCUCUCAAUCCCUCUGCCAACACCAGAGUGUUUCUCUAGUUAGGCUUCUAAUGCUAUGUUUCUGUAGCAUUACUAGUUUCCCAGCAACUUUCCUUUUUUAAAAAAAUUAAUUAAAAAUUUGAGUUCUCUUAAUUAUCUCCAUCUACUUCUAUUGCUAUUCCUUCUGCCUUUAACCCUAUCCCUGUUAGGAACCUUAUUGUUUCCCAUUGAAUAAGUGUUAAUCUGAUGACAUUCCAUGUAAGUCUUGGGGAGCUUGGCCUGCCCUCUGCCACCCUCCCUGCUGGCCCAGGUGAGAGGAGGAAGAGAGGUCAGGAGAGAAAUCCAGAAUGCAACAAAACUAGGGGUUAUAUAUCAGGGUAGACUUCUGACUAUUGAGGAUGGGAGGGGUGGUGAGAUAAAUAGGUUGAAAAUAAUCAUCUUCGAGUUUAGGGGUCUCAUGAUCCUCACAGAUUGGAAACAGGGAGAGGCUCUAGAACAAGGUCUCUCAAUCUAGACACUUUUUAACAUUUUCAGAUGGAUAAUUCUAUGUAAUGGAGAGCUGUUUUGUGCAUUGUAGGUUGUAUAGCGGCAUGCCUGGCCCACCCUAGUUAUGACAACCCAAAAUGUCUUCAGAUGUUGCCAAAUGUCUCCUAAGGGCAAAAUUGCCUCCAGUUGAGAACUGUAGCUCUAGAGUCAAAGAUACUUUUCUCUUAAGUGAUUUCUACCCUGCACCCUGUCUUCAUCCCAUUAUUCACCUUAAGCCUGAGCCAUGGAUGAACUAGGACUCCUUGUAAAUUAGGCUCAAUAGGGCUGCACAUAAUUUCUAAACAAUUCUUUAUUCAGCGUGUUGCUUGUGCUUGUGUGGUCUCAUGUCUUUGUGGUAGACAUGUACUAUGCUUCUACAUUCUUGUCCCCUGGAAGAGGGGUUCCUGCAGUGUCGAGACAUGAACAGGGUAUUGUAGGAUAGGGGUAAGGGGAGAGAAGAGCAGUAGAGACACCCCAGCUUAUCCUCCCCAAAUUUUCAGUUCUAUUUCUGUGCCCUGGUCCUAAAACCAGAUACAAAUAAGACUCAGGGAGUUUUGUCUGAAGACCAGGUCCCGCUGCCCACCUGGCUGAAAAGUCUGCUUUAGGUAAGAAAGCAAUGUAGGAGCAGGGUCUUUAGGCACUUUCAGUUUUCUCAGGUGUUUUUUGUUCUGGCCCUUUCCUUGCAGGCUAAUUAGGAAGGCAGAACAAGAUAGAUGAACUCCUGCCUGCUCUGAGACAAGAAGGCUGGAGUCUCUUAUUAUCUCUGCAGCCAGAAGCAUCCUCGUUUAUGGUAGUGGGGGUCAGGAAUGUGGGAACUGGUAUGCACUCUCCUGAUUCUACCAUCCAUCCAGUUUGCUCCCACCUAUAGUACAGUGACUGAGGUUCUAAUUUUUUUAAAUUUUGGUGUAUUUCCUGCUGCUUUUCAAGAUUGGUCAUAGAAUUACAUUCCCAAUUUACUCUUAGUUUCAGUCUAGCUAGUUGCUCUGAUCAAUAGCCUGAGUGUUACACUAGAGAUCUAAAAUGUUAACAGGAUAGGGUAGAAAGGUUGUGGACUCCCAGAAUCUCUGGUCACCAUGAUCUUCAGCCUCAUUCUAAUACCUGUUCUUUGGACACAGUCUUCUCUUUUCUUUGGUGCUCUUUUGCCUUUAGCUACCUUCUCUAAUGUGUAUGCUACGAUCACUUUAACAAUAAAGUGAUGGGAAUGGGUUUGAGAGUCAUAAUUUAUAUUAAAAAAUUGUUGGACUUUUAAAUACAUUUUUCAAAUAAAAACAUUUAAGCAAAACA